Messenger RNA from Manis javanica (Malayan pangolin), 6275 nucleotides. The record is from RefSeq and is a predicted model, not a curated record. Lineage: Eukaryota; Metazoa; Chordata; Mammalia; Pholidota; Manidae.
UUCAGGGCAGGGAGACAAAAACAAACUUUGGGGAACCCAGCUCAGGCAGCCCUGCCAGGCGUCUGGGGGCAGUGGAGAAAGUCACAAAAAGAGGCUAUCUUUAGCCCCUGUCAGAGUCAAAGAUGACACUUUGAGCACCACCUUAAAACACACAAAAGAGAGUAACAUGUUUGUUAGGGUGUCAGUUUUCUCCCCUCGCCUCUUGAGACUGUGUGUUGGCCGAUUGCCCAAUGUGGUGCUGCAUACAAAUAUUGACAGAACACAGCGGUGUUUGUUAAACCCGGGCUGGGGAAGCCGGUGAUUAAAUCUCUUGAAGGAAGAUCCGAAAACCCCGGGAACUUUCAUCAGUAGCGUUAGAACACUGGCGAAUGAAAGAGAAAGUACUGAGCGGGCUAAGUGACACGCUCACCGUCCCUGUCUGCCAUGCCUUUUCGUGACCCUGGAAACAGAAGGGGAAUUCUUAUAAAUCACAAAGGAAAAUAAAUAACUUCACUCAUGGAGGGAAAGAGACAGCUUGAGAAAAGGGACUUUGGAAAAAGGCUGUCUCUAGACAGCAGUCUUGUGGAAUACAUGGACUCCAAUAAAUACAUUGAGCAUCUGCUAAGUCAACUGGAGGAGCAACAUAGAAGUUUGUGGAGGGAGAAGUUGGCUGUGGCCAGACUGCAGCGGGAAGUCGCCCAAAGAAGAAGUGAGGGGGCCAUGCAUGAGAAGCUGAUACAUGAAUUGGAAGAAGAGAGACACUUACGUCUUCAGAGCAAGAAGCGGUUGCAGGAGGUGACGCUGGAGUCGGAGCGCAACAGAAUUCAGAUGCGAGGCCUUCAGCAGCAGUUCUCCAGGAUGGAAGAAACAGUACGAAAUCUGUUACAGAGUCAAGGACCUCCAGAACAGAGAAAAGAAGAAACUGUUAAUAUAAUGAUCUAUCAGGAAAAACUGUCAGAGGAAGAGAGAAAACACAAGGAAGCUUUGGAAGACCUUCACGUGACGGUCGACGAGGAUUCGAGGAGUGAAGGCAGCAGUGCAGAUGAGGGGAAAGAAAAAACCAAACUGCUGUUAGAAAGAUUGAAAGUUCUAGAGGCAGAAAAUUCAGCACUGGCUCUGGAAAAUGAAAAUCAAAGGGAACAGUAUGAGCGAUGCCUUGAUGAGGUAGCCAACCAAGUUGUUCAAGCUCUGCUCACUCAAAAGGAUCUAAGGGAGGAAUGUUUAAAGUUGAAAACAAGAGUGUUUGAUUUAGAACAACAGAAUCGAACAUUAAGUAUCCUGUUCCAACAGCGAGUCAGACCAACUUCUGAUCUGCUCCUCCAGAAACUUCACUCACGCAUCUUCGAUCUUUCAUCUGGGGAUUUGCUCACAGAGGUGGAAAGCAGCCGAAGUCUAACACAGUCACAAACUGGUGCUGAGCUGCAUGAAUGCCAGCCGAAUGCAAAAUCAGGAACCCCUGCUCUGAAAUGCCCCAGCUUAGGGCUUGUCAUCCCUGGCACUCUCUGUCCCCGAACGAGCUGCAGCAGCAGUGAGCUGUCUCUGUCAAGCACCUGCAGUGAGCACUCCAGCGGCUCUUCCUGCACAUGGCAUGAUGGGAAGAACCUCAGGAAAAGGCAAUCAUCACAAAACUGGGAUAAGAGGCUAAGUAUUGACUCUUCGCUCCCAAGUGGCUUUGCUAGUCCUACAGAUGAACCACCUCCAUCUCGUGUCAAGGAAAGCCACAUUUUGGAAGGACUAAGAAAGCUCCAGAAGCAAAAAGUGUUACUGGAACCCCCAUCAGUGAUAACCAAAUGGGGUUAUAAAGAUUGCAUGAACUCAAACGAAGGAAUAUAUUCUCCAGGAAUUAAGAGUAGCAGUAUCAAGGAGCAUGCCCCCCACAGAUCCCCUGAGACCUAUCACGAGGGGCCCCGCAAGGCACUUGUGUGUGGCACAGAUUCCCACGGUGUCGAGGAGGACUCUUCCUCCCUAGCAUUCCUCCAAGUGGUUCCAAACCAGGGCUGCAGGCUGCACAGUUGUAAAUUAACCCACAGUGUUUCUGACAGUCUGUUUGGCUGGAAUCUCAGUGGAAAACAUUUUCCCGAAGGCACAUCUUCAGUUUAUCCCAGGGAGAGGCCUGAAAAGCUGACCCGUUGUGCCAGCACCUGUCCCAUGGGGAGAAAGCUGUGCCCAAGUGUGCACAUGCCUGAGGCGCAGAGAGAGAGGGAUCCAUGCGGCCAGGACCACCCGGCUCUUGGCCUGCAGCUUUCCGAUACCGAGGACGACACCCUCGAUGAGCUGCACAUUGACAGCAGUGAUGGGAAAAGCCCUUCAGAUUUGUCCCUGACCGCUGACACCGACAAAUCUGUGGAGAAUCUGGAUCACCUCACAAGAUCUGGAAAAUCUGACAAGGAGGGAAAACAAGUGCCCAUCCACAUAGAGAGCAGGCCAAAGACGUUCAGUUUCAUUAAGCAGCAAAGAGUUGUAAAAAGGACUUCUUCAGAAGAAUGUAUUACUGUAAUAUUUGAUGCAGAGGAUGGCGAGCCCAUUGAGUUCAGCUCUCACCAGUCAGGUGUUCUCACUGUUACCAGAGACGACAUUUCCAUCAGUCAGGCCCCUGAUGGACCCAAGGCAGAACACACUGAGCUUUCACCUCAGGGAAUUCCUCACUUACAGCCAGGAGCUGCUGCAAGAAACUAUGCUUUCUUAAAAACACCUGAAGAGAAAACUGAGAACAUUCCAAGAGACAAUGUAGGUAACGCGGUUGCAGCAUCCACUGCAUUUUUCAGCCCCAGGACAUUAACGCAAAAUACUCAGCGGCAAAGGUUGGCCAGACCAACACACAGUAUGUCAUGCCAGAGUGACUGUAGGUCUUCAGUGUCCAUGGGUAUAUAUCCGAAGCAAAGCCUGACAAAAAUACCUGCCAGGGGCAAGUCUCCACCUCAGAAAUCAAAACUAAUGGAGGCUGAAACUGCCACAAGAGUUCCUUCCUCUGGCCCAGUGACUCUUGAAAAAUCACCCACCCUAGCUCCCAGUAAACUCUUACAAUCCAAGAAGACUGAGGGCCUGGAACCCCUUGCUGAUUUACGGCCAGAUUCACACAUUCCAAAACACCCCACCCAACCUCCUCACAGCUCCAAAAUGUCCAGCAGAAGGGACUGGGCACAGUGCUCCAAGAGUCCAGGUCCUGUACCACAGCCACUGUCGAGGCCCUUACCUGAGCCUGGUGACAAUGGAGAGCCCCCCACCAGGGAUAAACACUGUGAUGCUGGGCCAGAGGCCGGGCUGGAGGCGCCUUCCUGCCCACCCCAUCCUGGCAGGUCAGUCUCCCUACUCAGGCCCAGUUAUGACUGUUUGCUACCAUCUGCCAAGCCUCAAGCCAGGGUCCCCAGCGAAACAGCAAGGACUGUAUUCAAAGCCCCGCCUCUGAAAGGAUCCUCUGUUCCUAUCAUUUCUUCUAAUCUGACCAUGACGGAAGUGCCAGGGAAGAAACCGUCAAUGGCCUUCAAAAAGCCUAUCUUCACUCACCCUCUGCCUUCCACAGAAACAGGGAUUCAAACCAGAUGUUCUGCCCACACGCCCUCCAGAUCAUUCGCCAUGAUGGCCCCGGGGCCCCCAAAGGUCUCUCCAAAGAGAGGUGUCGCCAAAACCCCACCUCACCAAACACUUGGGGCUGCACACACGGACCCAGAGUUACGGACUCCCAAGAGCUGUCCUGCAGCCCAGGAGCCCCCAGAAACAUUGUCCUCCGGAAGUGUAGACCCAGGGAGACAAGGACAACAGAAGGACAGCGUCUCCACAUCACCUAGGCCUUCCGUGUUAGGGGUCAGUGAGUCACCGCCAGCUCAGGGAAGCAGUCCCUCUUCAUCACCAGCCUCCAGAGGCCGCCACAGCCCACAUGGUUUUCUGCAUGCUCAUGAGAAAGGCCUGACAGCUCGCCUCCCGGCUGGGCUCAAAGUUCUCACAAAGUCUCCCCAGUUGCUCAGGAAAAGUUCCACGGUGCCAGGGAAACAUGAAAAAGACAGUCUAAAUGAAGCCUCUAAAAGCUCUGUGGCUGUACGCAAGUGUCCACCCGAGGACUCUGGGGCUACAGCAAGCCCUGGGGCCACAGUAGGUGAAAGCAGUGGGACUCCACGGGGGCUGCAAGCACAAGACAGUUUGGCUGAAAGCCUUCUACUGGAAGCUGCCGUCCCAGAGGCACUGGAAAAUGGGGCUGCUGCUGGAAAAGAUGGGCUAGAAAACAGGUCUGUGAAAAGAUCCCUUUCCUCCAACAAGCCACACCCCAAACCAGCUCUAGGCAUGAACGGAGCCAAAGCCCGCAGCCAGAGUUUCAGCGCUCGCUCAGGAGACAAGCCCCCAACUCCGCCCAUGGAAGGGCCCGGCAAAGUCCGAACUCAGAUUAUCACCACCACUGCUGAGAGGGGCAGUUCCCUCACCCGGCAGAGCUCUUCCACGGAAGGCUCUCCGCACAAGACCUCUGCUGCCCCCAUGCCUGACAGUCCGCCCAGUGCCGGGAGGCCCCUGGGGCAUCCCUCCUCCAGGCAAAGCCCCCUGGGGAGCACGGGGAGCCCUGGCAGCCAGCACCGGAGCCCACGCAAGUUGCCUUGGAGGAUCCCUCGGAGAUCCGCAGGGCCCCUCGCCCCUGCUGGAAUGGAAGACCAGCAGGCCUGCCCUCAGGGAGGAGGCCCCCGUGUGGCUGUCCCUGAGGAGUCAGGCAACGACCACUGCAGAUGCCCACCCACCCCAGCAGACUGCCCACGAGUCCUACAAAGUCCAGGGAGGACACAGUGUGCAACCAACACUGAAACAAGCAGGACUCCCAAGCUAGAAACUUCUGGAAGAUAUCCAGAUAAUUCCACAAGCAGGACUGGUGCUGUGAGCCCAGAAGCCCCCAUCUCACCCACAAUUGAAGAAAAGGUCAUGUUGUGCAUUCAGGAAAAUGUGGAAAAGGGCCAAGUGCAAACGAAGUCCACGUCUGUGGAGGCAAAGCCAAAGCCCGGGCCUUCCUUUGCCAGCUGGUUUGGUUUUAGACGGAGCAGACUUCCAGCUCUCAGUAGCAGGAAAAUGGAUGUCUCCAAAAUGGAAAGGAAAGAUGCAAAAGGUUUGGGGUUUGGAAACAAACAGCUAAAAUCAGAGAGAAAAAAAGAGAGAAAGAAUCCCGAACUACAGUUUGAGAUAGAAAAUGGGCUUAACAGGGACUCCGAGGUGGCAGAUAGCCCAGACGGUGGUUUGCCAAGCAAAAAUUAUCUGAAAACGCCACUGGACAUUUACCACCAAAUGACAUUUGAACAGCGAAGCAGACCCAGCCCUGUUACGGGUUCAACAAAAGAUACCUUUUUGACAGAACUUUUGAACAGAGUUGAUAAGAAAGCAGCUCACCAGACAGAAAAUGGAUCAAAUAGUGUUGCCUGCAGGAGUGUGUUAAAGGGCAGCUCCCAGGGCUCGGGUCUCACCUGCAGCUCUACCAGCCCUCAAGGAAACCACAAGAAAAACAUCAAAACUAAAGCUGAUCUGGAAACACCAAAAGGCUCACUGAUAAAAGAAGCUAAUGAAAACCUGCAAGAUGAUGAAGAAGAUACAGUUGCAGAUUCCACAUUUCAGAGCCACAUCAUAGAAUCAAACUGCCAGAUGAGGACAUUGGACAGUGGGAUCGGAACCUUCCCACUCCCAGACUCUGGAAAUCGCUCAGCAGGACGGUAUAUAUGCCAGCCAGACUCCCCAGAGGACGCAGGGCCCAUCCUGUCUCUCCAACCCGCCCUUUGUGCAGCUUCAUCCAUCGGAGCCCAGACCCUUGAACGAGAAGUGCCUUCCUCUGCAGACUGCCAAGGCACUGCAGAUGACGCCACUGUGCAUCCCACUUCAGACCCCAUCGUGACGGCCAGAGGGACACGACCUCUUCAGAGCCGCCUCCCCAAGCCAGCCUCCUCAGGAAAAAUCAAUUCCCAGAAGCAGAAUGAAGCAGAGCCACGGCCUCAGACUUGCUCAUCAUUUGACUAUACUGACAACACCAAGGCAAGGGAGCCGCUUGCAGACUGGGGCAGUGAAGACAACGCUGAGACCCAGGACAAGGUACCCAGAAUGUGUGAGUACUCUGGCAGCGGUGGCAGUGAUAGUGACAGUGACCUGGACUGUGAAAAUAAUGGUUUUGGAGCUGGAAGGGGCAAGUUAGUAACAGCCAUGAAGAGCGCCACGCAAGAAAUUGAAACAAGUUGAAGAAACAAAAGGAGAUCCUGAGAAUAGAUUAUCUAAAAUAUCCCUGGAGUCGUUCAAUAACUAUAACAGCAAAACUGUGACUUUAUUAGAAAAAGAGAAGAACUCAC